Molecule: messenger RNA, 530 nt
Organism: Drosophila arizonae
Lineage: Eukaryota; Metazoa; Arthropoda; Insecta; Diptera; Drosophilidae
Gene: Lsm10
Product: U7 small nuclear RNA associated Lsm10
Biological process (GO): mRNA 3'-end processing by stem-loop binding and cleavage
Cellular component (GO): nuclear body; cytoplasmic U snRNP body
Molecular function (GO): U7 snRNA binding; histone pre-mRNA DCP binding
Source: RefSeq, a predicted model, not a curated record
CUAGCCCCAAUAGUCGUCAUUAUUGGUACAUUAACAUUUCUCUCCAUUUUCUCACAGUGUAAUAUGGUGUGUUAUCCAGGCUACAGACACCAUGAACAAUUUUAGCGGACGUGAAAAAUAUUUGAUAUCAAAUACAUUGAAUUGCUUGCCUGUAAUACUGCAAGGACGUGCUGUACUUAUAGAUCUACGAAAUGAGACAUCCGUGGCGGGGAUCAUCAGCAUUGCCGACGGCCACAUGACAUGCGAGCUAACCGAUGCAGUUUUCAUUGAUCGCAACGGUAAAUGCCAUGCAUUCGAUAACUUUUUGAUACGCAAUCGAAUGAUUCGGCUGCUGCAUGUGCCCGCGGAUCUGGACAUCAAGCAUGAGCUCUCCCAGCUGCAGCGCAAGCCGGCUAACAGAAACAAAACAAAGACCAAGCGCACCUUCAAGCAGAAGCGAGCAGAGGAGCGACACAAGGAAACUCUACAGAUUAUUAAGACCCAAAAAGUUGCUGAUAAGCCGCAAGAAACAUAACAUUAAUUUAGAUUGU